Messenger RNA from Lachnellula hyalina, 1245 nucleotides. RefSeq names its product putative solute carrier family 35 member (gene SPCC320.08). Gene Ontology annotation, cellular component: membrane. The record is from RefSeq and is a predicted model, not a curated record. The transcript has 5 exons. Bases 1 to 1245 code for a protein of 414 amino acids. Gene Ontology annotation, biological process: transmembrane transport. NCBI's taxonomy places the organism in Eukaryota, Fungi, Ascomycota, Leotiomycetes, Helotiales, Lachnaceae. Gene Ontology annotation, molecular function: transmembrane transporter activity.
AUGGCGGCAAAAGCGACGGGCAUUGAAAGCAUCCAUGAGGUUGGGCCGGGGGAGAGUUAUAAAGCGAGUGAUGGACUCGAAGGUGUAGGUGGAGGGAGUGGGAGUAUGGAGAUGAGAGGCGAGAAUGUGGUUGAUGAGGCGGUGUUGGAGCAGGGCAUUGAGGCUUUGGAGGGGAGAGGGAAGAAAUGGUAUGCUUAUUUGAUGACACGGGAUUUCUGGUUAGUGCUUGUUAUUGGACAAGUCCUAGCUCUCUGCAUAACAGCAACAAACACUUUCUCCACCCUCCUCGUCAACAAAGGAACCUCCAUCCCAGCCUUCCAAACCCUUUUCAAUUACGUCCUGCUCACUGCUCUCUAUACCACUUACACCAUCUAUAAAUACGGCGCGAAGAAGUAUUUCAAGCUCCUGCUGGUCGAUGGCUGGAAGUAUGUUAUUCUGAGUUUUAUGGAUGUCGAGGGCAAUUAUUUUACCGUGCUUGCUUAUCGCUAUACGAAUCUACUUUCCGCCCAACUGAUCAAUUUCUGGUCUAUAAUCUGCGUUGUUAUAGUAUCUUUCUUACUUUUGAGAGUCAGAUAUAAGUGGGCGCAAAUCUUGGGGAUUCUUAUUUGCUGCGGUGGUAUGGGAUUACUUCUUGCUUCUGACCAUAUAACCUCCGGCUCUGGCGACUCGACCCCAACCCAAGUAAAAGGCGACAUCUUCGCCCUGAUCGGCGCCACCUUCUACGGCCUCUCCAACGUCUUCGAAGAAUGGUUCGUAUCUAAGCGUCCCAUGUACGAGGUACUAGGAAUGCUAGGCCUAUUCGGUAUAAUCAUCAACGGCCUCACGGCCGCGAUUUUCGACCGUGAUAGUUUCAGGACCGCGACGUGGGAUGGCCAGGUUGGGGGGUAUAUCGUGGGGUAUACGCUUGCGUUGGGGAUUUUCUAUUCGCUGGCGCCAAUUAUCCUGCGCAUGGCAUCCGCAGCAUUCUUCGACAUCUCACUCCUAACGGGCAAUUUCUGGGGUGUGAUUAUCGGCAUCCAGGUCUUCGGAUACACCGUCUACUACCUGUACCCCAUUGCGUUUGUCAUGAUUGUCCUCGGCCUGGUGGUCUAUUUCCUGGCUGGCAGUAUGUUGGGCGAUAGUCGGAAGCCUUGGUUGGGACGCUAUCAGGAGGAUGGUGUGGCCGGGUGGGGGACCGCGAAGAGGAAGGCUAUUAUGGAGGCGAGGAGGGAGGGCGCUGUUGCUGGGGGUGAGGGGAGUGUUUAG